AUGAGGAGUUUCCUCACUCUUUCGUUGUUGCCGCUGAUUGCGUCAGCCUCACCAGUGCUCAACGUUGGCACCAUUCACAACGAGGCUGCUCCUAUCCUUUCUUCAUCUCAAGCAAAUGAGGUGCCAGACUCAUACAUCGUUGUAUUCAAGAAGCAUGUCUCGCAUACUUCCGCAGCUGCUCACCAUGACUGGGUGCAAGACAUUCACCUCUCGAGCGAGGAUGCCAGGACCGAGCUCCGCAAGCGGUCUCAGACUCCUUUCACAAGCUCUGUGUUUGAGGGUCUGAAGCAUACCUACAAUAUUGGCAAUGGUGCCCUUCUAGGUUACUCUGGACACUUCGAUGAGAAUGUCAUUGAACAAGUCCGCAAGCACCCUGAUGUUGACUACAUUGAGAGAGAUGCCGAGGUUCACACUAUGGGGGGUUCUCUCGAGAAAAAUGCUCCUUGGGGUCUUGCUCGUAUCUCCCACCGUGACAGCUUAAGCUUCGGUACCUUUAACAAGUACCUCUAUUCCGAAGACGGCGGUGAGGGUGUCGAUGUCUAUAUCAUUGACACUGGCACCAACGUUGACCACGUCGACUUUGAGGGUCGUGCGGCUUGGGGCAAGACAAUCCCUGUCAACGAUGCCGAUGAAGAUGGUAACGGUCACGGUACUCACUGCUCCGGCACAGUUGCCGGCAAGAAGUUUGGUGUUGCCAAGAAGGCCAACGUCAUCGCCGUUAAGGUUCUGCGCUCAAAUGGCUCAGGUACCAUGUCAGACGUUGUCAAGGGUGUCGAGUACGCUGCUGAAAGCCAUAUCAAGAAGGUAGAAGCCGCCAAGGGUGGUAAGAGCAAGAAGUUCAAGGGCAGUGCCGCCAACAUGAGUUUGGGUGGCGGAAAGUCUGUAACCUUGGACCUUGCUGUCAACGCCGCGGUUGACGCUGGCAUCCACUUUGCCGUUGCUGCUGGUAACGACAAUGCUGACUCCUGCAAUUAUUCCCCUGCUGCCGCCGAGAAGGCUGUUACUGUCGGCGCUUCAACCCUUGCUGAUGAGCGUGCCUACUUCUCCAACUAUGGAAAGUGCAAUGACAUCUUUGCUCCUGGUUUGAACAUUCAAUCUACCUGGAUUGGCAGCAAGUACGCCGUCAACACCAUCUCUGGAACCUCGAUGGCUUCUCCCCACAUUGCUGGCCUCUUGGCCUACUUCCUUUCACUCCAGCCCUCUAAGGACUCUGCCUAUGCUGUUGCGGACAUUACUCCCAAGAAACUCAAGGCCAACCUCAUCAGCAUUGCAACCGAGGGUGCUCUGGCCGAUGUGCCUAGCAACACCAAGAACAUUCUUGCCUGGAAUGGAGGCGGCUCCUCUAACUACACUGAAAUCGUUGAGGAGGGUGGCUACCUGGCCAAGACCAAGGACACCAACACUGUUCUAAUCCCUACCGCUGAGAUUGAGGCGGAGCUGGUCUCUGCUGGACACAAGGUUGUCUCUGGCUCUGAGAAGCUUGCUGACAAGGCCGAGAAGCUCUCUGAGAAGAUCGAGGAGUUGGUUGCCAAAGAGCUUAAGGGAAUUUUUGAGGAGCUUCGAGCUGACUAA
Molecule: messenger RNA, 1572 nt
Organism: Xylona heveae TC161
Lineage: Eukaryota; Fungi; Ascomycota; Xylonomycetes; Xylonales; Xylonaceae
Product: serine-type endopeptidase-like protein
Exons: 3
Coding region: 1-1572 (523 amino acids)
Biological process (GO): proteolysis
Molecular function (GO): serine-type endopeptidase activity
Source: RefSeq, a predicted model, not a curated record